Molecule: messenger RNA, 3785 nt
Organism: Drosophila obscura
Lineage: Eukaryota; Metazoa; Arthropoda; Insecta; Diptera; Drosophilidae
Gene: Evi5
Product: ecotropic viral integration site 5 ortholog
Exons: 9
Coding region: 885-3332 (815 amino acids)
Source: RefSeq, a predicted model, not a curated record
AGAUUUUGGCUACGUCUGGAACGGGUCCGCUGUUGGAAAAAUAGACAGAGUCUAGUUGGAUUGUCGUGGUCGUGUACAGCUAAACAGAAUAACCGAAUAUCCGUUGAAUGAAAACUGCAUAAUGUUUAUUUUUUUCGAGUGCAAUUUAACUUAAAAGUGAUCCCAAAACACACACAGAAACAGAUAAAUAAAAGAAGCAGAACCCCGUGGGAGAGUGUGAAAGAGGUGUGUGCGUGUCUGUCUGCCUGUGUGUACGUGUGUUUGCGUGCAAGUGUGAGGAGGAGAAACAAAGUGACGUUUACAGCUAUAAAAAAAAAUUCGGCCCUCCGUUUCGGUCUCUGUCUAAAUUUUGUGUGUGAAAUAAGAGCAAAAAACCGUCUUAAUGGGAAAGGCAUCUGUAGUCUGGAGUUAAUUCGUCUGCCGAUUCCCAUGGCAUUUGCAGGCAGCAUUUCCGAUUCCUAAAUUUGUUGCUGCUGCUGCUUGCUGGUUGUGAACGGCGCGACAGUGACAGCGAUAACAACAAAAGAAGACCAGGCAACCCACCCUCCUCCAUCCAUCCCCCUCGUGCAAUCAUUCACAUUAGUGGAAAUUAGCAAAAAGGGGAAGCGAGAAGGAUAGUGAGAGACGUUGACGAGAGACGUAGCCGCAUCGCAACCAGAAGAAUUCGAGCAUCAUGUGUCUAUGCUGUUAGAUCAAAGGAUCAGGAAUCCCAGGAACCCAGGAUUAUCAACUGAAAGGUCAUACACGAUCCAGAGAUACAAAUCUCUCGCACUCUCACUCUCUCUGUGUCUGUCGCUGACUGUCUCUGUGCCUUGCUUUGACUAGUCGACGAGCAGGUCGCUGUUGUCGUUGCCGUAGCCGUUGCCGUUGCCGUCAGCACCGCUAUGACCCUGACAGCCACGACAAUUGCCUCAACACCGGAGAGCCAAACGAAAAUGGAUGUGAAGGGCACUGGCAGCAGCAGCAGCAGCACUCUACCACCCACAGCCGAUGAGAAUCUGCCCACAUCUGAAAUGGAUCUGCUGGCCAAACUGGAGGCAGCCAAUAAGCUGAUCGAGAGCGAUGCCAAGUCCCUCAAUUCGUUGCACUCCACGCACAGUCGCAAGAAUUCGGACACGAGCCAGAUUAGUCUCACAUCGAGCGGCAAUUCCGUGGCCGAGGAGGACAUCUGGACAACGUGGGCCACCAUUCUAAACGACUGGGAUGGGGCGCUAAAGCGCAAGAAUCCGUGCGUGCGGGAGCUGGUGCGCCGCGGGAUACCGCAUCACUUCCGGGCGAUUGUGUGGCAACAGUUGAGCACAGCGGCGGAGGCGGACAAGAAGCAGUACGCGGAGUACAUCAAGGCGACGAGCGCCUGCGAGAAGGUGAUACGUCGCGACAUUGCACGCACCUAUCCGGAGGUGGAUUUCUUCAAGGAGAAGGACGGGCCCGGCCAGGAGGCCCUGUUCAAUGUGAUCAAGGCGUAUUCGCUGCACGAUCGCGAGGUUGGCUAUUGCCAGGGCUCCGGCUUCAUUGUCGGCCUGCUGCUCAUGCAAAUGCCCGAGGAGGAGGCAUUCGCGGUGCUCGUGCAGAUCAUGCAACAGCAUCGCAUGCGGCACAUGUUCAAGCCAUCGAUGUCCGAGCUGGGGCUGUGCAUGUACCAGCUGGAGAAUCUCGUGCAGGAGCAGAUACCCGACAUGCACAUACACUUCCAGCAGCAGGGCUUCCAGACAACGAUGUACGCCUCCAGUUGGUUCCUCACCCUCUACACGACCACGCUGAAUGUGAAUCUCAGCUGCCGCAUCAUGGACGUCUUCCUCAGCGAGGGCAUGGAGUUUAUCUUCAAGGUGGCACUGGCCCUGCUGCUCACCGGCAAGGAGACGCUCCUCUGCCUGGACAUGGAGGCCAUGCUGAAGUUCUUCCAGAAGGAGCUGCCCGGCCGUGUGGAGGCCGAUGUGGAGGGUUUCUUCAAUCUCGCCUACGCCCAGAAGCUGAACACAAAGCGCAUGAAGAAGAUGGAGAAAGAGUAUCAAGACUUGAAGAAAAAAGAGCAGGAGGAGAUGGUCGAAUUGCGACGGCUGCGUCGCGAGAAUUGUCUGCUGAAGCAGCGCAAUGAUUUGCUUGAGGCGGAGAGUGCAGAGCUGGCCGAUCGCCUGGUGCGCGGUCAGGUCUCACGUGCCGAAGAGGAGGAAACAAGCUAUGCCAUUCAAACGGAACUGAUGCAGCUGAGACGCUCCUAUCUGGAGGUCUCCCAUCAGCUGGAGAAUGCCAAUGAGGAGGUGCGCGGUCUCAGUCUACGGCUGCAGGAGAAUAAUGUAUCCAUCGACAGCAACAACUCUCGCCAGUCGUCCAUCGAUGAGCUGUGCAUGAAGGAGGAGGCACUGAAGCAGCGCGACGAGAUGGUCUCCUGUCUGCUGGAGGAGCUGGUGAAGGUGCGUCAGGGUCUGGCCGAGAGCGAGGAUCAGAUCAGGAAUCUGAAGUCAAAGGUCGAGGAGCUGGAGGAGGACAAAAAGACGCUGCGCGAAACAACGCCGGACAAUUCGGUGGCGCAUCUGCAGGACGAGCUGAUUGCCAGCAAGUUGCGCGAGGCAGAGGCCUCGCUCUCCCUCAAGGAUCUCAAGCAGCGGGUGCAGGAGCUCAGCUCGCAGUGGCAGCGCCAGCUGGCCGAAAAUCAGCGCAGCGAGAGCGAGCGCAACACCCAAGCGCUGGACUCGACGCCCAAGAAGCUGUUGACCAACUUCUUUGAGGGCUCCAAGUCCAGCGAGCUAACGCAAAAGCUCGAGGAGGAGCUGAUGACCACACGGAUACGGGAAAUGGAAACGCUCACUGAGCUGAAGGAGCUGCGCCUCAAAGUCAUGGAGCUGGAGACUCAAGUGCAGGUGUCCACCAAUCAAUUGCGACGCCAGGACGAAGAGCAAAAGAAGCUCAAAGAAGAGCUCGAGAUGGCCGUUACCCGGGAGAAGGAUAUGGCCAAUAAGGCGCGCGAACAGCAGCACAGAUACUCUGAUCUGGAAUCUCGUAUGAAGGAUGAGCUGAUGAAUGUGAAGAUCAAAUUCACAGAACAGAGCCAAACGGUGGCCGAACUGAAACAGGAAAUAUCCCGACUGGAGACCAAGAACUCGGAAAUGCUGGCCGAGGGCGAACUGCGUGCCAAUUUGGAUGAAUCGGAUAAGGUGCGCGACCUGCAGGACAGGCUGGCCGACAUGAAGGCGGAGUUGACGGCGGUGAAGAGUCGCGGCAAGUUUCCGGGCACAAAGCUGCGCAGUGCAUCGAUACAGUCGAUUGAAUCGACAGAGAUGGACUUUAGCGAACUCAAUAUGAUGCGGCGUGGUAGCACAGAGCUGUCGACAUAACAAAAACAACAACAAAUCCGCCGCACGACAACAACAUUCACAACAGCAGCCACAAGAGGGCAAGGAAAUAUCAGGGGCAGUACAGGAUACACGGCUCCCACAGGCAUAUACAUCGUCUGCUGUUAUAUGCAUUGAGAGAAAGGAAGCGAAGCACAAGCCGAUCUACAAUAUAUAUAACAAUAUAUAUAUACAUAUAUACAUAUAUAUACUAUAUAUAUUAUACACAUGCCUGUGAUCACAAAGCAGCAGCGGAAGCGGAGCAGCAUCGGGCAAUAUAGUGGAAAUAGUGGUUAAGAUUACAGAUUGAUCAGAGAAAGAAACAGAGAGAGAGAGAGAGAGAGAGUAACAUCAAAAAAUAGUUGGAAUCAAAACCACAAAUAUUAUUUAUGUAUAAUAUUCGUUUAAAUUUUAUGAUGAUAAGAAUACCUACCAUAUUAUGAUUAUUUUUAAAUC